This is a messenger RNA of Nezara viridula (southern green stink bug), 4103 nucleotides long. The record is from the annotation of a GenBank genome assembly. NCBI's taxonomy places the organism in Eukaryota, Metazoa, Arthropoda, Insecta, Hemiptera, Pentatomidae.
GACCUGCGUUUUGCCGCUUGGCUGAUAGUGUGAUAAAAAGUGGCGUAUGGAGUGGGGUUAUUAUGAUUAGAUAACAGCAAUGCAGACUUUGUUGUCCGAGAGCAUGUCAGUUUAUGGAAAGCUGUUUUCUUAGUGGGGGUACGGAAAGAAUGUCAGUGUUUCUCUUUGUUAUAGACCGGAGAGACUGUUUAUUUUACAUGAGCAAAUUAAGUUAAAGAGACUGCAUGAUCGAUUUCCAUAGCAAUCAUUCUUUUAAUUUCUUCAUCACUUGUUUAUCUUGACAAACAUUGACGUUCUAUAAUUAUAUAAGACUAAAAUGACAUCCUUCCUCUGCCAAAAAAUUACAUUUUGGGGAUUCGGUGCCUUAUUUUUGAUACUAGGAGGUAUAGCGAGUGGAAUAUGGCCUAUUUUAUUCAAUGAAAAAUUGAGAACUAAACUAGCUCUCUCUAAAGACUCCGAAAGUUUUAGCCUAUGGAGAGAAACACCAAUACCAAUGUAUAUAGAUUUUUAUAUGUUUCACUGGACGAAUCCAGAAGAAACGCUUACGAAAAAUGCAGUUCCUAAUUUUGUAGAAAAAGGUCCAUAUGUGUUUAGAGAAGAACAUCAAAAAGUUAUUCUUGGUUGGAAUGGCAACGGCACUGUUACAUUUAAACAAAUUCGUAAAUGGAUGUUUGAACCAGAUCUUUCGUCAGGAUCGCUUUCCGAUAAAAUUACAAAUGUGAAUGUGAUAGCUAUGACUAUUGGUAAUUAUGUUAAAAAAUACAUUGGUUAUGCUCCUUUAAUAAAUAAGAUAAUCAAUGCAUUUUUAAAAAAUCUUGAAACAAAAGUAUAUACUACAGCCACUGUCGGUGAACUACUUUUCACUGGUUACGAUGAUCCGUUUUUAAAACUUGCUCAUGAAUUAUCUUAUAUCAUUAAGAAAAAACUUCCCAUGGAUAAAUUUGGAUGGUUUUAUAACCGAAAUAUGUCAGCUGACUUUGAUGGAGUUUUUAACAUGAUGACAGGUGAGAAAAGUUUGGACGAUCUUGGAAUCUUAAAAACAUGGAAUUAUCAAAGUAGAACAAGUUAUUUUCCGGGAGAUUGUGGUGUUGUGGACGGAACUACUGGCGAAUUGUGGCCUUUAGAUUCUCCUCAGAAAGCGAAAGCUACAAUAUUUGCUACCGAUUUGUGCAGUAAAAUUGUUUUGGACUGGGAAGAUGAAACAACUAUACAUGGAGCUUCAGGUGCCGUUUUCCAGGGAAAGAGUAGUGUCUUUGAUAACGCUACAUCAUGCUACUGCAUAGACACGUGUCAUCCAACUGGCGUACGAGAGAUCUCUACUUGCCGUUUUGGUGCACCAGCAUUCAUUUCAUUUCCUCAUUUCUAUCAAGCUGAUCCCGUCUUCAGAAAAAUGGUAUCGGGGAUGGAACCAUCUGAAAAGAAUCAUACCUUUGAUCUUACACUUCAUCAGAUUACAGGAAUUCCUCUUGGUGUCAAUGCAAGACUUCAAAUAAAUGUUUUAGUUGAUAAAAUAAGAGGAAUAGACUUCUAUGAGCAUCUUCCAAGAGCUUAUAUGCCAAUGAUUUGGUUCAAUCAAAGAGCUGCAAUCACGCCAGACCUCGCUAAGCAGCUCUCUGACAUACAAAUAUUUGGAUAUUUAGAACCGUGUUUUUUUGCCGUCGCUGGUCUCGGUGCCGUUCUUCUCAUCAUUGGUCUCUUUUUAUGGUCAAAUGGAAAAUGGAAAUCUUCGACAAUGGCUAGACCAUUACUACAAGAUCCGGCAACUUAGUAAUUUUAUCAUUUAAGUUUUAGCAAAAGCACUUUUUUGUAUUAUGAAUUUUGUACAAUAGCAGAGCACUCUUCCAAUUUAAAAUAUUUAAUAUUUAUCACUGUGAUUCACAAUUAGGCUGGGUUUUUAUUUAUUGGUAUUACUAUUCAUAAAUUAUGAUAUUCCAGCUUGGUUCAUAAUUUUAUUCUGAUAUAAUUCAAUUAAUAUUAUAUAUAUAUAUAUUUUUUUUUUUCAUGUUUAUUCACUUUAAUUUUUUAUGAUAAUAAUGAAUCUCUGAAACAUGAUUGCAGCUAAUCGUAUUUAGUUAAAUUUGUACCAAAUACAUUACAGAUUCAUCUUUUCCUUAGCCCGAAACUUCCAUUGGGAAAUCAUUAUAAAACUUAUAUUUUGUGAGUAUUUUCGAAAAAUAAAAAUAAUACUUUCAAAAAAUUACCAAGCCUGUAGUUAACAUUUUCAAUCAUGAAUAAAAGUUUGUUCAAAGUGAUUGAAGUUUUAUCAGAUUAGAGAAGAUACUAAAAAAUCUGAUUGAAUUUAUAGUCAUUAAUUUUAAACUAAAAUUUCAAUUGAAUAAAAAAAUAGUUAGAUAAAAAUUUAUUCGAAUAAAUAUUUAAAGAACUGAAUAACUGCAAAAACUUUAGACCACCAAUACUUUCAGAAGGCUUAGAUUCAUGUUGAAUAUUAAUUUCUAAUUAAAAUUUACAAAAAAAAAUUAGGUUUGAAAAUAUUAAUGUUCUUUUCAUUAACUUUUGAUAUUAUUUAGUUAAGAAUUGACAUUAGUGCUAUUCAUUACUGACAUAGCACACAUUGUUUUUUGUUAUAUUUUUCUUGUUGAAAACUUAAUGGUUGACCAUUGUAUAUUUUAGAGGAAGGAGAUCUUCCGGGAUAAAAUAGUUUUUCCACUAUUUUAGUCUCUUUAGCAACCCCGAACCAUCUCCUUCCUCUUAAUUUUUCUUGCCAUCAUGUAAUGUUUAAGUAAUUUUAUAUUGUAAUAUAAAAGGUGUUCCUUAAGGGUUAUUUUAUUUGUUAUAAUGUAUACGAAAUUUCUCAUUCAUAAUUUUUGUUUUGUUUUUUAUAAUAAACAAGGCUAGUAUUUAAUAAGGUUAUGAAGACCAUCAGUUUCAUUAGUUAACAUAAUUAUAAAAAAAUAAAUCAACUGAUGAUAUUAGUAUUAUUUAUUUUUAGUGAUAUUAUUUUUAAAAAAAUAGUGUAAUAUUUAUAAAGGAAUGCCUAUUUUAGUCUCAUGGUUUUUCUUUUUAUUCUUGAUGAAAAAGUAAAAAUAACAAAAAAUUGAACCAUUUAAAUUAAAUUCACUUCAUAUUCUUUUCUUAAAUUCUCCUUCCAUUUUCAUUUUCAACUUUCUUAAAUAAUAAGUUUAUCCAUUGAAAUUAAAUUUAAAAAACAUUAUUCAUGAAGUUUUCAUUGAAAGUAUGUUGAGUAUAAAAAUACAAAUGAAUAUUAUAUCGGGAUAAAGCAAUAUUAAUCUUAAAGCAACAAUUGAUGUACAAAUACAAUAUCUUUAGCUUUUAAGUUAUUCUUAUCAUUAUUUUUUUUUUUUACUGGAAUGCUGAUCGAAUGGUACCUGAAAGUAAUUAAUAAUUUUGUUUUGUUACCAAGUUUGCUUAUGUACUUUACGUAUUAAUACAUAAAAACAAAAUGUGAAUGUGAAGCAGUUAAUAUUUUCGUUACAAUUUCAUAUAAUAGCUACAAGAGAAUAGCUUUGUGAUAAAUUACUAAUCAAGCAACAGUGCCUUGUAUUUUAUGAAAGAAAAACGUUCACGGUAACAUAAUUUUCGAAAUUUUUAAAUAAUAAAGCCGACAAUGAAAUAUAUGUUGUAACUAGAGUUUUACAUUAUUGUUUAGUAUAGUUUUAAUAUUUUAUCAGCUUCCAUUACAUGGUCAAUAUCAAAUUCCAUUAAUCUAUUGAUCAUCUGAGGGUUAUAUUAUAACAAUAAUAUUGAUUGUGUAAUGGAAGGGGUUUAAAAGAAGCAUCAUUUCCUUCCAGCGAAAUUUAAAAAAAAUAUUAUACGUAUGUAGUAGGUACUUAAAAUUACCUUAAUGGAAGUGAUAAAUUUUGAUGCUGUGAUCUUCUUGUCUUAGUUUUUAAUAUCUUUUUAAAAAGGUCUUCAAUUUUCUUACAUAUAUCCAGAUGAAAAAUUAAACAUUAAUUUUUAAGUAGUUUGAUCAUUUUUUUUUUUUUUUAUCACUCCUCGUGCCAUUUCUGAUGGUGGUGUUCUAAUUCAAUACAGGUUUCACUAUUCUCACAGAACUAAUUUGUUUCAAAAAUAUUUUUAUUUCUAUUUAUGAUUUAUUAUACAUAAUCCUAAUUAAAAAAAUA